Molecule: messenger RNA, 281 nt
Organism: Podarcis lilfordi (Lilford's wall lizard)
Lineage: Eukaryota; Metazoa; Chordata; Lepidosauria; Squamata; Lacertidae
Source: the annotation of a GenBank genome assembly
AAAACUGUAUUUUCUUGCAGAAAACCUCCCACGUUCUGAUAAGGAUGAUAAAGCAGAGAAGACUAGUAUAUAAGAUUCCUUUUAAACUAGAGGUAGUAAAAUAUGCUAAGGAGCAUGGAAACAGAGCAGCAGAGAGACAUUGUGGGCCACCUCCAACAGAAAGAAUGAUAAGAGAUUGGAGGAAACAGGAGGAUCAGCUGCAAAAAGCAGAUAAAAGUAAGCACACUUUUCGUGGACAUGCUGCAAAGUGGCCACAGUUGGACGUGGCCAUGAAAGAAUGA